CAUAUGACACUGAUGAGAGGACUGAUCCCACUGUGCAGGCCAACUCCACUGACGUCCUCCGUGAAAACAAAGGCAGCUCGGACACUUGUCAGGGAUGAGAUGCUGUAGACUGACAUUGUUUGGAGGUUGUAGUCGAUAAUAUGAGGAGGAUGGAUUGUCGGGGACUUCUGGCUGCUGUGGCCGCCGCCUGUCUACUAGGCAUUGCAUUGAGCCAGACGACACUUACUCCUGCUGUGAUGAGCACUACUUUUGUUGAGAAUGUGACCGGUCUGACUGUAACUCCCGUGAUUCUCAGUAGCACGACCCCAGGCUGCUCUGCAUUCAACACCUCUACUUGUGAGCCGUGUGCACCCGGAUCGCAAUAUGACAACAACACGCUGCUGUGUGCAUGCUGCACUGAGCCUGGGCUGUGUCUAUUUCCUGGAGCAUGCCUGCUGUGUCCAACCGGCUUUUAUCAGCCUCUGGCUGGACAGCAGCAGUGUCUGCCCUGCAACCGAGGCUUUUACACAAAUUUCACUGGAAGUCCAUUAUGUCAUGCGUGCCUUCCCGGAAGCUUCAACAAUAACACUGGACAAAGCAGUUGCACAAGUUGUUCUCCAGGUUUUUUUGCAUCUAUGCAGAGCUCCACCUCGUGCUCACCAUGCUCAGUUGGACGUUUCUGCAAUUCCUCUGGUUGCACUCAGUGCCAGACAUGUCCAGCAGGAAGAGAAGCUCUGGAAUCGGCUGCAAAAGACUGCACACCAUGUCGACCAGGCAUGCACAAGCCAGCCCAUCAGACCAUGUGUCAAAUCUGUGGCAGUGGAUUCUACCAAAUCCGCUGGGGUCAGGAGAAAUGUGACAUCUGCCCGGAGAAUCACUACUGUCCUAGUCCAGAUGUGAACCCCAUUCAGUGUCCCAGCGAUGCCUUUUGUCCAGCCGGCAGCUUGGCUCCAGGAUACUGCAUGGAAACCUUUUUCCGAAAAGCAGGAGACACAUGUGAACUGGCUCCUGUCACUAUCGCUCUAUUAGUCAUAGGAGGAGGAGUGGCCCUACUCUUCGUCAUUUUAAUGGUGCUUCGGCGACGGAGAGACACCGACGGAGAACUGUCUGUAGCUCGGGCUCCACUGUUACGUAAAGAGCGACCUCAGGGCCGAUACUAUGGGAUUCCUUGUGAUGCAGAGCCUGUUUACGCCGGAUGGUGAAAAAAUGGACCUCAGCUUUAACAGACAAAACAAACUGAAGCCUUCAUACAUUUCUCAGCUUAAGAAAACAAGAGCUGAUAUCAUGCACUGGGUGUUGUGGUGCCUUGACACUUCCUUACAAUUCAGCAACUUUUUCAUGUGUAUUUAAAUAUAUUAUUAAGAAAGAGACCCUGACUCUUUUGUAAAAAUCUUGUAGGUUGACACUGUUCUACUUAGGGGUAAACCCUUUCCUUUUGUAAGGUCUUGGUUAUUGAAUUAUGAGAGGUAUGCUGGAACGGAGAUAAUAAGAUGUGAGCGUCAACUCAGUGGGAACCUCUGCCUCUUAUGAAAAGCAUUUUUUUACCGAGGUAAUUGAUUUAAGUCGGACUCGUGUUCGUGCUUUAACUCUUGUAGUUCCUCACUUAUAAAGAGGUGUAAACUAGUGGUACUUGUGUGGUUUUGUGUGCUUGAUUGCAGUACAUCAUGUUUGUAGUUCCAGAUACCUUUUGCUUAAUGUUUUUCAUCUGCUUUUUUAAAGAUUUUAUUUGAAAGUUUUAAAGGAAAAUAAUAAAAAAAAAAAAGGAUUAAGUUAUAGAGAAUUUAUUACUUAUUUGGGAAACAGACACAUUUCCCCAUCUAAGUCUACAUGCAUGAAGUAAUAGUUUCAUCCCUCAUCCUGAAAAAUAUUCCAAUAAUACAACUGUUUACAUGCAACUUUAGUCCCUAAAUAAAAAUAGUGUAUUUUCAAGGUUUUUCACUAGUGGCAGAUGUUCCAGUUUGUAAACACAUCUCUCAUUUCUUUUCUUUAGAUGCUUUCUGAAAAAGGUGGGCUCUGUAACAUUUACACAUAUCCAAAUAUCUGUUUAUAUCCUUUUUCAUAGUGUUUAACAGUGGGUGUGUUUCUCCUUUUAACCAGAAAUGUGUUUCUACUAUAGAUGUCUGCUCCAAUUACCUGCAAACCUGUGAUAAAACAAGCAAAUGC
This is a messenger RNA of Sphaeramia orbicularis (orbiculate cardinalfish), 2142 nucleotides long. Its product is annotated as tumor necrosis factor receptor superfamily member 9. Lineage: Eukaryota; Metazoa; Chordata; Actinopteri; Kurtiformes; Apogonidae. The record is from RefSeq and is a predicted model, not a curated record. The transcript is spliced from 9 exons. The coding region runs from base 141 to 1181 and encodes 346 amino acids.